Molecule: messenger RNA, 918 nt
Organism: Chrysochloris asiatica (Cape golden mole)
Lineage: Eukaryota; Metazoa; Chordata; Mammalia; Afrosoricida; Chrysochloridae
Product: cancer/testis antigen 47B-like
Exons: 2
Coding region: 1-918 (305 amino acids)
Source: RefSeq, a predicted model, not a curated record
AUGUCUGCCACCAAUGAGCCAGACCAGGACCUAGGUGCCCAGUUGGGCGUGGGGGACGUAGCGGGAGCUGGCAGCCGGGUGGCGGACGAGCCGGGGCUGGUGGGGGCGGGCGCCCCUGGGGCUGUGCAGGAGCAGGGGGUCCCUGCGGGCUCCGGGUCCCAGGCCCAGGAGGUCCAGAUGAGCCGGGAGGACUCGAACAUCGGGCCAGCCGAAGAGGAGGGGGCCGUGGCCGAGGAAGCUAACCCGGCCCGCGUGGUCGAUGUCCACCAGCUCCCCAUAGCCAGCUCCCAAUUUGAUUUCCACAAGCUGAUCCACUCCAUGCUGCGCCGCCAAUACCACCAAAACCACGUUGUCAUAUGGCCCCGCGACAGCCCCAUCGGGCGGCGCCAGCCCCAAAGCUUCAGGUUCAGGUGCCGGGGCAGCGGCUACAGGGGAGGUGGCCAGGGCCACGGGUCCCAGGGCCAGUCCUGGGGCCCUGGCGCGGGCGAGGACCCGUCCUGGAGCGCCUUGCCCCAGCUUGACUAUGUCCCAAGCCAAGCCCCUGCCCCGGGGCCCACUGAGCCCGGGGAGCCCUCCAACCAGACACAGCAGGCCCCAGAGCAGGAGCAACCUGAGGACGCCUCCCACCAGGCCUCAGCACCACAGCUCGAUGCCGCCCAGCCUGGGACAUCCCAGAGCCAGUGGGCAGCCCUGCAGGAGGAUGAGGAAGCAGCUCAAUAUCAGCAUGAAAACUCUGACGAAAAGGCCCCAAAACCAGGAGGUGAGGAGGAGAAAGAAGCAGAGGAAGAAACUGAGAAAGAAGCAGAGGAGAAAAUCGAGAAAGAACCAGAGAAGGAAAACAAGAAAGAAAAGGAACAAGAGCCCACAAAGAAUCUGGACGGUGCAGAGGGAAGGCCCGGAAGUUCCAGGUAUCUAUAG